CGCGGCGGAAGAGGAAGAUCGGCUCUCCCCAAGAUGGCGGCGCCCAGGCGCGGCGUGGCUGAGGGGAAGAUGAAGAGGGCAGCGGCCGCCCGCGCUCGCCGCGGCAGCAAGUUAGACAGGCUGCGGCAGGCGGUGCAAGAGUUCGUGCACGCAGCCGGAGACCAGCCGCCGCUGGUCUUACUGAAAGACUCGGAGAGGCAGAACCGCAGGAGUCGCCGGGACGCCAGGAAGGAGAAGCGCAGGCUGAAGCGGAGCCGCCGCCGCCGCCUCCAGCGCGGGGAGCCCGUGGCGCCCGUGGCCAAGCCGGCCCCGGCCAAGCCGGCCCCGGCCAAGCCGGCCCCGGCCAAGCCGGCCCCGGCCAAGCCGGCCCCGGCCGCACGCUCCAGAGCCCCGGCCUCGCCCGCCGCCGCCGUCGGAAAGCAGCGGUCGGUGCCGGCACCGGCACCCCGCGCGGCCGCCGCCGCCUGUGCGCGGAAGCGGGCCCUGCUGCAGGCCAACGAGGAGGAGGAGAAGGAGAUUCGGCGCCUGGAGCGGCGGCUGGGGCUCCGCAAGCGCCGCAAGAAGCAGGAGGCGGCCGCGGCGGAGGAGGUGCCUCAGAGCUUCCUGCGGGACGGGCUGGGCUACGUGCUGGGCGCCCUGGGCACCCGGGCCGGCCUCAGCGGGCUGUGCGAGAGCAGCGACGAGGAGGAGGCCCCGCGGCCCCAGGAGCGCCGGCCGGGGCCCGGAGAGCGGGACGAGGAGGAGGCGGAGGACGCCUCAGACCCUUCCGAGGGGGAUGGUGGGGAAGGACAGUGGGAGAGCGAGAGCUCGUCCUCUUCCCCCGAGGUGCCAGAGGCCAGCGAGCCCCCGGGCGAGGAGGAGGAGGAGAUGGAGAAGGAAGAAGAGGAGGUAGGUCAUAAUCACAGUGCUACAAAGUAUGUUCCCCCUCAAGUAAGGAAAGCUCAGGAGACACUAGAUGACAAGAAGAGAGAAGAAUUGGGGAGACUGAAGAAAAUGGUGAAUGGCCUUAUUAAUAGGUUGAGUGAACCGAAUUUGUCCUCCAUUAGUGGACAGCUGGAAGAGCUCUACAUGGCCAGCAGCAGAAAGGACAUGAAUGAAACUCUGACAGAUAUUCUCAUGAAUGCUUGUGUUACUGCAGUAGCCAUGCCUGCAAGAUUGAUGAUGGAGCAUGUCCUUUUAGUCAGCAUUCUUCAUCAUAAUGUAGGAAUUGAGGUCGGUGCUCAUUUUUUGGAAGCUGUGGUGAAGAAAUUUGAUGAACUCUGUAAAAGUGAUGCUGAAGGGAAAGAAUGUGAAAAUCUGCUUGCCUUGAUUGCUCAUCUGUAUAACUUCCAUGUGGUUCAUUCCCUGCUGAUCUUUGAUAUUCUGAAAAAGCUUAUUGGCACUUUCACUGAAAAAGAGAUUGAGUUGAUUUUGUUUCUUCUGAAAAAUGUGGGCUUUUCCUUAAGAAAAGAUGAUGCGUUGGCUCUGAAGGAACUGAUCACUGAAGCCCAGAAGAAAGCAAACACAGCAGACAAGAAACUACAUGAUCAGACUAGGGUUCGGUUUAUGCUAGAGACUAUGUUGGCAUUAAGGAAUAAUGACAUGCGUAAGAUUCCUGGUUAUGAUCCUGAACCAGUUGAAAAACUCCGCAAAUUGCAAAGAACACUGGUUCACAGUGGUGGUUCUGGAAAAGAAACUCAGCUCCGCGUCUCCCUGGAAUCUCUCCUCAGCGCUGAUCGGGUUGGUCGCUGGUGGAUCGUAGGGUCAUCCUGGAGCGGAGCACCAAUGAUCAAUGAUACAAACAGCAAAACUCAGCAAAAACUGCAUAUAGGAAAGGUGAGUUCAAAGAUAAUGGAGCUUGCUCGUAAGCAGAGAAUGAAUACUGAUAUCAGAAGAAGUAUAUUUUGUGUCUUGAUGACAAGUGAAGACUUCCUGGAUGCCUUUGAAAAACUUCUCAGGCUUGGACUGAAGGAUCAGCAGGAGAGAGAAAUCGUUCAUGUUAUCAUUUACUGCUGCUUACAGGAGAAGACAUAUAACCCCUUCUACGCAUUUUUAGCUAAUAAGUUUUGUGAAUAUGAAAGACGAUUUCAGGUCACAUUUCAGUUUAGUAUUUGGGACAAAAUCAAAGACUUAGAAAACCUCUCAGCUGCUGCCAUCUCCAACUUGGUUUCACUCUUGGCUCACUUACUAAAGACAAAAUCGUUGCCACUUUCAGUUCUCAAGGUAAUUGAAUUCAGCGAACUAGAUAAACCCAAAGUCCGUUUCUUGCGACAAGUAUUAAGCAUGCUGUUAACCAAAACAGAUCCUGAAGAACUCAGCGACAUUUUUGUGAGGAUAUCUGACAACCCCAAACUGGGAUUGCUGCGGGAGGGCUUGAAACUCUUCCUUGCCCACUUCAUACUAAAGAAUGCACAAGCUCAAAGGAGCGCUGAAGAAGCUAGCUUAUUAAAAGAGAGAGUUGAACUAGCAACCAAGGCUUUGCAAGCAAAAGAAUCCAAAUUGAAACUAUAGUUCUGGUUUUCUAAUAAAACAUACAGAAAAACAAAGUCUGCAUGAAGAUGCAGAGCUUUGUUAGUCUUUCAGACCCAAAUAAUUGAGAAUGAGGAGAGCCAUCAAGGAUCCAUCUUUGGUCUACACACUGGUUACAGGUUUAAUCAAAGGUGAUAUAAGGCCUUUUUGAAUAAAGGGGAAAUGUAUUUUUUGUCAUAACCCUUUUUAGUAUGAGUGCUUCAUGUUGAUGGUUAGUGUCUGGAGAAAAGAGUAAAUUUCUGUGAUACUCCCAGUCAGCAUUCCGCGUUUCAUAUUCUAACCUUUCAUUUAAAAUGAUAGCAUAAUACUGAUCACCGUAUGUUAAAGAAGCAGCCUUAACCAAAGGCUUUUAGUAACUAAUCAUUGUACGUGCCUGAAGAAACAGGCCACUAGAUGGCACGAGGACUGGUGAGUCAGUUUUGGAAGAAACAGACUUUAUUUCUUAAAAGUGUUGAAGUUGUAUGCUAAUUCUGUGAAUUGCUUACCUGACACUGUGUCAGGAAAAGAUCUUCAGUCGGAUUCUAAGCCGUAGUAAAAUGACUCGAAGAUCUGACUUUGCCCAAUUAUAUUGGGUUUAGUGAUCACAGCACAUUUUUAUUGCUCUUUCAGCCUGUUUUUCACAGCUUUAAAACUGGAGUUGGCUAAUCACUUGUGUUGAUCAGAUUUUUCUAGGCAUAAAGAAUAAUAUCAGCAUGAGUCUUUUAAUAACAUAAUACCUUCCUUCAGAAUUUGCUUGCAUUUUCCGUUCAGAUGUUUAAAAAAAAAAAAAAUGUACACUUCUUUUUGUAACACUCGGUGUUAAUGCUUUGUUUCUUUUCUCACCUUAGCACUACACAUUAAACGGUAGUUUUUCUAAA
This is a messenger RNA of Falco peregrinus (peregrine falcon), 3365 nucleotides long. It is a transcript of the gene NOM1, whose product is annotated as nucleolar protein with MIF4G domain 1. The coding region runs from base 34 to 2490 and encodes 818 amino acids. Gene Ontology annotation, cellular component: nucleolus. The record is from RefSeq and is a predicted model, not a curated record. The transcript has 11 exons. NCBI's taxonomy places the organism in Eukaryota, Metazoa, Chordata, Aves, Falconiformes, Falconidae. Gene Ontology annotation, molecular function: RNA binding; protein binding. Gene Ontology annotation, biological process: ribosomal small subunit biogenesis.